UAAAAAAUUUUUUUUAAAAAAAGAGAAGGGAUAAGACGCAGGAGAAGUAGGGAGCAGGGCCUUCCGUGGCCUGCGCCAGGGUACACCCACGUGAGCGGCGGAGACAGCGCCCAGCCCACUCCAGCCCAGAGCAGGAGCACCAGCGUGGCCUGUGGAGCCAGGCCCCUCACAUGCAACCACUGAGAAGCCAGACUGGGUCACACCUAGGAAGACGGAGGAAAGGAUUGGCGAACCGCUCCUCCAAUGGGAAGGGCUGUAUUUGCGGACCAAUAGGGCGCCGAGAAUGACACGCGUCCGCGGGCCUGCCAAGCCAAUCGGCUAGCAGCAGCGAGCGGCGGGCGGGGCUGGGGAGCCGCAGCCCAGUGGAGCAGCGCGGCAUGGCGGGCGGGGCCCGGGAGGUGCUCACGCUGCAGUUGGGACAUUUUGCCGGUUUCGUGGGCGCGCACUGGUGGAACCAGCAGGAUGCUGCCCUGGGCCGAGCGACCGAUGCUAAGGAGCCGCCGGGAGAGCUGUGCCCCGAUGUCCUGUAUCGUACGGGCCGGACGCUGCAUGGCCAGGAGACCUACACGCCGCGACUCAUCCUCAUGGAUCUGAAGGGCAGUUUGAGCUCCCUAAAAGAGGAAGGUGGACUCUACAAGGACAAACAGCUGGAUGCUGCAAUAGCAUGGCAGGGGAAGCUCACCACACACAAAGAGGAACUCUACCCCAAGAACCCUUAUCUCCAGGACUUUCUGAGUGCAGAGGGAGUGCUGUGUAGUGAUGGUGUUUGGAGGGUCAAAUCCAUUCCCAAUGACAAAGGUCCCCCACCACUCACCACAUCUACAACUCCAACACCACUUAUCCCUACAGAGGGCAGCAUCAGGGUUUGGUCAGACUUCCUCAGAGUCCAUCUCCACCCCCGGAGCAUCUGUAUGAUUCAGAAGUACAAUCACGAUGGGGAAGCAGGUCGGCUGGAGGCUUUUGGCCAAGGGGAAGGUGUCCUAAAGGAACCCAAGUACCAGGAAGAGCUGGAGGACAGGCUGCACUUCUACGUGGAGGAAUGUGACUACCUGCAGGGCUUCCAGAUCCUGUGUGACCUGCACGAUGGCUUCUCUGGGGUAGGCGCUAAGGCCGCAGAGAUGCUGCAAGAUGAAUAUUCAGGGAGGGGAAUAAUAACGUGGGGCCUGCUACCUGGUCCCUACCAUCGUGGGGAAGCCCGGAGAAACAUCUAUCGUCUAUUAAACACAGCUUUUGGUCUCGUGCACCUGACUGCUCACAGCUCUCUCGUCUGCCCCUUGUCCCUGGAUGGGAGCCUGGGCCUGCGACCUGGGCCACCUGUCAACUUCCCUUACCUGCAUUAUGAUGCCACUCUGCCCUUCCACUGCAGUGCCAUCCUGGCUACAGCCCUGGACACAUUCACUGCUCCUUAUCGCCUGUGCUCCUCCCCAGUUUCCAUGGUUCAGCUGGCUGACAUGCUGAGCUUCUGUGGGAAAAAGGUGGUGACAGCAGGAGCAACCAUCCCUUUCCCCUUGGCUCCAGGCCAGUCCCUUCCUGACUCCCUGAUGCAGCUUGGAGGAGCCACCCCAUGGACCCCGCUGUCUGCAUGUGGUGACCUUUCUGGAACACGUUGCUUUGCCCAGUCAGUGGUGCUGAGGGGUAUAGACAGAGCCUGCCACACAAGUCAGCUCACCCCAGGGACUCCUCCACCCUCCUCCCUGCACGCGUGUACCACUGGGGAGGAAGUGUUGGCCCAGUAUUUACAGCAGCAGCAGCCUAGAGUCAUGAGUUCUUCCCAUCUGCUGCUGACUCCCUGCAGGGUGGUUCCUCCUUACCCCCACCUCUUCUCAAGCUGCAGUCCGCUGGGUAUGGUUCCAGAUGGUUCCCUGAAGGGAGCAGUGGAGAGCAUCCCAGUGUUUGGGGCACUGUGUUCCUCUUCGUCCCUGCACCGGGCUCUGGAAGCCUUGGCCGGAGACCUCACCAAACUCGACUUGCGGCGCUGGGCCAGCUUCAUGGAUGCUGGAGUGGAGCACGAUGACGUAGCAGAGCUGCUGCAGGAGCUGCGAAGCCUGGCCCAGUGCUACCAGGACGGUGACUGACAGCCUCGUGGGCUCAAGUUCCCAGUGUGGGGGAGGCGCUAGCUUGCAAUAACAACGGCUGGAUGCAGGUGUCUUCGUGCAGAGGAGCUGUGUCGCAAGACUAGCUACACCAACAUACGUACUUAUUACAUUUAGAAACCCUGUGAUUAGACCACGGAACAAUAAAUAUGUGCCAUCAGACCAAGAAAAGGUAGAGAAAGGACCUGAGCUCCACUCUCGAUGCUAUUUACAGAGCACAUCCCUAAGGUUUUCAUAAAAGACCUUGAAGGAUGCCUAGGAUGGCACAGCCCCUGGGCCUGACUCCAACCUCCAGCCUUUGUCCUCAUCCUGGGCUCCUGCUGUCCAGCUUUGUAAACUGGGUGCAAGGGUUGUACAAGGAGAGUACAGCUCCCCUCCUCCCCGGUGUCAGGGCGCCUGUUGGGUUUGGUCCUGUGUAGAUGAUACCCAAGCAUUCCCAGAGUCUCAUUCAUCCAGCUCCUCUUCAGAUAGAAGGUCCCCAUGGUCAGACAGCUGGUCUGCAUUGCUGGUACUGGUCGCAUCAUCCUCAUCCUCAGAGCUGGCCUCACACGCAGUGUGGAAGAGCUGCAUGAGUUCUCAAAAACGGUGGGAAACCUGAGAAAGGAGGAGGGUGUAUUCACUGAGCCUGAGAAACAGGUUAACAUCUACGAAGCACUUCAGCCUUA
Sapajus apella (tufted capuchin) is the source of this 2758-nucleotide messenger RNA. RefSeq names its product protein misato homolog 1. Gene Ontology annotation, cellular component: cytoplasm. The record is from RefSeq and is a predicted model, not a curated record. Lineage: Eukaryota; Metazoa; Chordata; Mammalia; Primates; Cebidae. Bases 378 to 2075 code for a protein of 565 amino acids. Gene Ontology annotation, biological process: mitochondrion distribution. The transcript is spliced from 14 exons.